Messenger RNA from Saitoella complicata NRRL Y-17804, 672 nucleotides. RefSeq lists its product as uncharacterized. Bases 1 to 672 code for a protein of 223 amino acids. The transcript is spliced from 2 exons. NCBI's taxonomy places the organism in Eukaryota, Fungi, Ascomycota, Saitoellomycetes, Saitoellales, Saitoellaceae. The record is from RefSeq and is a predicted model, not a curated record. Gene Ontology annotation, biological process: transcription by RNA polymerase I.
AUGUCGACUUCCACCGAACCCACCCUUUCAAAAGAACUCGUUUCCUCUGACGAAGAAGACUCAGAUGUCUCAGACACCGAAGACGUCUACACCCCACCCGCCGGCUUCACCCCCCUCGACACUAAAACCAAGUCCCUCCUCUCCGCAUCUACACUAAAAGACAAAGAAGUAUGGCUCUUUAAAGUCCCCGCCGGUACGAAAAUGUCCGAGAUCAAAUCCCUGGCUGUGUCGGCCAAGACGAAGCGGAUAGGUGGGGAGGUCGAGGUGGGGGGAAAGAGGUGGAGUGUGAAGGAGGAUGUUAAGGAGGAGGCGGAGUUCAAGCUCAUUGCUCCUACGGAUAAGGGCUACACUGUUGCACACGAGCCCAAAUUCUCCAAAACGAUCACGAUGACCGAAGCUGUCGACCUACCAAAAAUUCAAUACCCAGAAGGUGAUCUUUCGGUCCCCAAAAAGGUCCAACCCGAAGGAAUGAGAAUGCGAUUCUUGCCGAUUGGGUUCGGGAAGGGUGAUCCGGGAGUUAUGGGUGAUUUCGAGGGAGAGGAGAGGGAUGGAGAUGUUGAGAUGGAGGAUGCGCCGAAAGCUAAGAAGGCGAAGACGGAGGAGAAGAAGAGUAAGAAGGAUGGGGAGAAGAAGGAGAAGAAGGCUAAGAAGGAGAAGAAGUCUAAAGCAUGA